Molecule: messenger RNA, 366 nt
Organism: Rangifer tarandus platyrhynchus (Svalbard reindeer)
Lineage: Eukaryota; Metazoa; Chordata; Mammalia; Artiodactyla; Cervidae
Source: the annotation of a GenBank genome assembly
AUGGCCCUUAAGUUGGGAAUCCAUGUUCUUUGCAAACUGCAAAGACUGGUUCACUUAGAAGCCUUUGGGGAAGGUGGCCCACAGAGUGGGCGGGGGCGGGGGGGGGGACCCAAGGAGGUUUGGGCAGGAACCAAAAGACAUUUGAAAGGACAGAAAGCAGGAUCUACAAGGUCAGAGUGCUGCCCCUUUGUGAUGAAUGACAACAACCAUCAUCCAGUUGGCUGGACUGGGGCCCUGUGCCUAUCUCCUGCCCCCCUAGGGUGUCACGUUGUUCAGUUGCUAAGUCAGGUUCAACUCUGCAGCGCCAUGGACUGCAGUACCCCAGGCUUCCCUGUUCUUCACUAUGGCAUCCUUAAUGGAAGAUAA